Molecule: messenger RNA, 4968 nt
Organism: Siniperca chuatsi (mandarin fish)
Lineage: Eukaryota; Metazoa; Chordata; Actinopteri; Centrarchiformes; Sinipercidae
Gene: homer3b
Product: homer scaffold protein 3b
Exons: 11
Coding region: 538-1638 (366 amino acids)
Biological process (GO): G protein-coupled glutamate receptor signaling pathway; regulation of store-operated calcium entry
Cellular component (GO): plasma membrane; cytoplasm; postsynaptic density
Molecular function (GO): G protein-coupled glutamate receptor binding
Source: RefSeq, a predicted model, not a curated record
UUUGCAUUGUGACCAUCAGAUGACGCUGAAGAGGCUCCACGGUCCCACCGAGACAGUUGAAUGGGAUCCCAGUGUGAUCUGGCACAGAGGCGGGAGGGGAGCACAGCACAAGUCCUGGAAGAGGUUUGAACCAAAAGCACUCUGCUGCCCGACUUUUAUCGACAUUCCUCCGUCUGUCCGGCCCGCAGAGCUGAGCCAAACGGUUCAGGGUGCGUAAUUACGCACGGGACGACAGAUCCGCGGUGUUACUCGCCGUGGAAACCCGCGGACAAAGGAAGGCAGGCAGACCGGAGUACAACAACUGACUUGAGAGGAGAGGACUACUGUUGGAGGGGAAACGAGGGGAAUCUAGAGUCGGAAGUGAUUUGUCUUUUUUUUUUUCUUCCAGAAAUGUAACUUGCAGGAUUUCGGGGAAGAAGCGAAUACAUUUUUUAAACCGAAGAGAAAAGGACAAAAAGUGGAGUGGUGAGUGGAAUCAGACCCCAAAUCAGCAUUCACAUCCUCGGAGCAUGGGAGGAGUUGUCUACAAGCUGUAAAAUGUUCCCGCUACAUCGAGAGAGGGAGCAGCCCAUCUUCAGCGCCAGAGCUCAUGUCUUCCAGAUCGACCCGGCCACCAAGCGCAACUGGCUGCCAGCCAGUAAACACGCCGUCACCGUGUCCUUCUUCUACGAUGCCAGCCGCACCGUCUACCGCAUCAUCAGCGUGGGCGGGACCAAGGCCAUCAUCAACAGCACCAUUACCCCCAACAUGACCUUCACCAAAACCUCCCAGAAGUUUGGCCAGUGGGCAGAUAGCCGGGCCAACACUGUCUACGGCCUGGGCUUCUCCACAGAGCAGCAGCUGCAGCAGUUUGCAGAGCAGUUUAAGGAGGUGAAGGAGGCGGCCCGUCUGGCCAGAGAGAAAUCUCAGGAGAGGUUUGAACUGGCCAACCCUGCGCUCAACAUUGCAGCUCCAGAGCUCUCCCAGGAGUUGUCAGAGGAGCGCCAUUCUCCGCCGCUACUCACAGUCAAUGGGCCGGGCGAGGAAAAGCUGUUUCGCAGCAAGAGCGCUGAAGUGGAGCUGACGGUGGAAAAGGAGAGGGUCAAAAAGAUGUUGUCUGAAGGGUCCAUGUGUGAGAUAAACCUGGAGGCUGAACUCUUCACCCUGCAGGACAGUAACGCCAAGCUGGUGGCAGCACUGCAGGAAGCAAACGGCAGCGUGGAGCAUUGGAAGAAACAGCUCGCUGAAUACCAGGAGGAGACCGAUCGCCUCAGAGACCAGGUGGCAGAGCUUGAGGCCCAGCUGGGACAUCCUGCUGCUGGUCAGACUGUUAGAGAGGAGCUGAGUCGGUCACUGGAGGAGCUGGAAGCCCUGCUGAGUGCCAAAGACCAGGAAAUUCACAAUCUACAGAGCAAAAAAACAGAUGUGGGUGAGCUAGAGAAGGAGAGAGAGGAGGCCAUGCAGAGACUCCAGGAUGUGGAGAGACGAAACACUGAGUUGGAGGAUCGGGUUCAGAGUGCUGAAAAGACACUGGCCUCCAGCCGGGAGGAGCGGGACCAGGCGGAGGUCGAGGUCCGACGUAUCAUCGAGGUUCUGGACAACAAAAUCUGCGACCUGAACGACCUGAGACAGAGCCUGGCAAAGCUCAUCGACAAAUAGCCACAGCAGACGUUGGGCUGCAUCUCCACAGUCUGCACUGGUUCCACCCGUGUGGCCUUGAUUUGUGUUUUACUGGUUUUUCAGCUGAGCAAAAAUCAAAGCAAUAUGGAGGAAAACGUACAGGUGUUUACCUUCAUGGAUCUGUUUUUUAAGAUCAGUGCAGGUAAACAGGUAUCAGAAACCUCUUAAAGGUGCUAUGUGCAAAAUAAAGCAUCAUUGUCACAUUAAUAUUGCAACCUUGGUAUGAUUAUCAUAAACAGUUGACAGUAUGGUUUAAGUGGCUACUACUACUUGUUUUUCCAGAUCAUAGUUCCCAGCAGCUGCAUGCCCUUCAGCCCCUCAACCUUGAAAAGGACAAAAUUAUAUUUAUACUAGAUUUUUACUCUUUUCACCAUCUAUCAUCACUGAAAACUCUGAAAGAUUUGGAUCAAUUUGUUCUGGAAGAACAGCGAACUCCUCUUCUUCUUUUUGGUGCCCAAUGGUUCACAACAUAAAAUGCUGAGUACUGGCUGCUAUAAGCUGAGGACUGAUGUAAUGAUUUAUUGAUAGCAAUUAAUACACAGAGCACCUUUUAAAAGAGGAAUUGCACCAAAGCUGAUUUUAAGCUUGCUAUUUUGCAAAAGUAGACAUUUCCAACAGGUAUUAGGUAACAGGAUUUUCUACUUGUUUGUUAGUUAUUUUUGCUGUUUUCCUGCAGAGCUCUCAACCAUUGAACUGUGUCUGGGCACAGACAGUAAAACUGCAGUCCUGUAACAGCAGGACUCCCAUCAGGACUCGAGAUGGUUGAAAAAUAAAGUUAUAUGGAUUACAUUUUUAUACCUAUACUAAACAUAAAUAUUUAUCAUAUUUCUGGACAUUUGGUUUAUAGAAACAACAAAGCGACUGUCCAUAAAUGUUUUUUCACUGCAGUUUGGCAGAAGACUUUGACACAUUAAACUAAUAGCCUAAGGCCUACACAUAAUAAUAGUCCUGUAUGAAUCAGGCUAUUAGAUGUGCGUUUUCUCAUAAUGUUAUUGGUAGAUCUCACUGCGAGUAAGACAACUGAGAAAAAUCAAGACAAGCUAUACAAGUAAAAUGUCUGCUUUUACACAAUAACAACCUUGAUUUCAUGUUGGUGUCUUCCUUCCUUCAACACUGUGGAGAUGCAUCUAGUAGGCGUUUGGUUGGGGUAAGGACACAUGGAGGCAAAGACCCUGAAUAAAGUCAGCUCCAGUUCACCAUCAGCAGCCUGGACUGGCCUCACCCCAGCCAGAACAUCAACAAACUCAGAGGUGCAACAACCUGCUCACAUUCUGUCCUCUGAGGAUCGCCAGCGUACGUUUUUUUUGUUCCUGUUUUAUGGGAACUGCUCUUUCUCACCACCUAUUCUAUUAUUCAUGUUCAUCGAUGGGUUACUCGCAGGAUGGGAUGGGAAAUCAACAAUGGCUACCUGCUAAAUUCAAGCUGCGGCUGGUUAGGUGUGUCCACCAGGCCACUUUGACAGGUAGAUCAGCAUGUGAAGGAAAGGUCCUGAUGUGUCCCUGUGGCCAGAGACGCUGUUUUCCCACCCUCAGAGUGUUGAGUUGAACCUGAGAUUGCACUUGAUAAUGUUUGUGCCAAGUUUUACUUUGUUUACAUUUGUCAGUGUUCACAAAAUGAUACAGUUUUACUAUAAUGUACUUUUUCUGCGUUGCUCAACACUAUCAUUUACCAUAAUAGUAAUAACAACCCUAGAGAGAGGCUCAUCGGGGCUGCUGAGCAUAGAUCACAAUGAGAGCACUGCAUGAGCUCUGCAGUGUGAAGCUGUGUGUGUGUGUGCACACAAUACUUGGCAGUGUGCAACCUCAGACUGCUUUAGUUAAAAAGCACGACUACAGUAGUUUUAGUAAGUGAGUACUUAAUUGACUUGUCUGUCAGCUUUGUAUGUGAACUUCUGAUGCACAAUAUCUAUCAAUCUUUGCUUCUCGCCCCCUAAUGAGUUAUUGAUUUCUUCAUAUGGCAGUAAUAUAGGUACAAAUAAGGUGCAGUCUAUUGCGGCUGAUGAUACAGUAACUGCCAAGAUCAUAAUGCCAUAAUGAAAUCUGUUAAUGUAAUAAACUACCAAAUAAUGUACUAGCACCAUAUUAUUAACCUGCAAUUCUUACUUUGUAAGGGUUGUACCAUUUUCAACUGAUGGUGCAUUUAUAACCACAACUUAUUAUAGCUUGAGUUCAACAAGCCUAACACUAAUAAUAGUUAUAAUAUAAUGUUAUUGCUUUAUGCUGCUAUUAAUCACAUUAAGAGGUUUUAUUGUACCUUCAGUCUAAUAAGGUUUCAUCAUUUUGACAAGUUACUACACUACACUCUGGGAGUUCUGACAUCAGCUGCUACAUGUAAGCAUCACUCAAUUAGCAAUAAAGUUUCUAGCAUAGAUGCCUGUUUAUAGUUAAGUACUAGUAAUUUGUAGGUAAUGAGACCUCUGUGAAGCCUGUUCUCAUCCAUUUUAACAACAGAUGUGCUUUUUUCACAACUUAGUUUUUUUUUCAUGGCUUCAGAUUACUACCAGCAUUUUAUCAAGCAUGAAGAAGAUGGAGAGGCCAUCGGCUCCUCACGGUUGAUGUGUGAAACACUUUGCUUCAUAACAGCCUUAUUCCAGUGUAUCAUUAAUGCACAAUAACAGUGUGUGAAUACAUUAGGAAUAGAUGAGAUUUUCAGUAUUCUUACGCAUCUACAACGGGUUAAAGAAGAAAUCCACCUUAUAUUUGAGACUAUUUGGGGACCUGCUGGUGAUGUGCGUUACACUAAACAACUAAUUGGAAACUGAAGUGUAUUAUGAUUCUUUGUGGCUGCAAUGACAAAAAAAUUAAAAUAGUAGAGGCAGGUUGAAGGACAUUGCUGACACCACAAAAAAAACCCUAAAGCCUACAAUAAACAGAAUAUUUGAGCAUCUGUGAGUGGAUUCAUCCUUAAAUACACUGGAAUAAGGCCUUUUUAAAAACAUCUUUUGCCAGCUACGAGAGAAUGAUGUACCAAAGAUGCACCGCUGUCAUGCUGAAGCCACAUCAACUGGAAUAAACACAACUUCUGUAUGAUGCUGAAGUUCAUCUCCAUCAUAUUCUUAAAUUUAACAAGUUUGAGUUUGCCCAAAACAUCUGACAUUUCAGUACGACUCAAAAUACCUCAGUUUCAUUAAUGUAUUGAUAAAUGAGGAAAACUGUUGACUGGUGUUGGUCACUUCAAGGCCACAACUUUGUUUCGCAAGAAUUACUGAAUUGAAUAGAGCAGAUGUUUGUAUCGGAUUUGACAAUGUGAGAGGAGUUCCUUAUAUUUGUAUAGAACUGUUUAACAUUAAAACUCAGUCAUGCCAAGUCA